AUGGCUAUCUCUAAUCACUACUCCCAAUCUUCUUCACAACAGCAUACUACAGAGAAACGUUGUAUAAAUGAAAAUAAGAAUGCCGUUUUAAGUGAAUCUUCAAUUCAUAGCUGGUAUACUGGACCAUGGAUUAAUGGAGAGUCCAAGAGAUACCUCUAUGAUACAUACAGGGAUGUCUCAAAUGAAUCGUUAAAUUUCAAGAAAGCACAGAAAGUAAAUAAAUGUAAUAAAUCAUUUUCACAGUCCUCAAAACUUCAAGUUCACUACAGAAUCCACACAGGAGAGAAACCUUACAAAUGUAAUGAAUGUGGCAAAUCUUUUACAAGGAACACAGACUUUAAAGUUCAUUACAGAAUCCACACUGGAGAGAAACCUUACAAAUGUAAUGAAUGUGGCAAAUCUUUUACAAGGUACACAUACUUUAAAGUUCACUACAGAAUUCAUACAAAAGAGAAACCUUACAAAUGUAAUGAAUGUGGAAAAUCUUUUACAAGGAACACAGACUUUAAAGUUCACUACAGAAUCCAUACAGGAGAAAAGCCUUACAAAUGUAAUGAAUGUGGCAAAUGUUUUACACAGAACAAAGUGCUUAAAAAUCACUACAGAAUACAUACAGGAGAGAAACCUUACAAAUGUAAUGAAUGUGGCAAAUCUUUUACACAAUCCUCAAAAUUUCAAGUUCACUACAGAAUUCAUACAGGAGAGAAACCUUACAAAUGUAAUGAAUGUGGGAAAUCUUUUAUCCAGGACUCACAGCAUAAAGCUCACUACAGAAUCCACACAGGAGAGAAACCUUACAAAUGUAAUGAAUGUGGGAAAUCUUUUAUCCAGAAAUCAAAACUUCAGGUUCACUACAGAAUCCAUACAGGAGAGAAACCAUACAAAUGUAAUGAGUGUGGGAAAUCUUUUACACAAUCCUCAAAUCUUCAAGUUCACUACAGAAUCCAUACAGGAGAGAAACCUUACAAAUGUAAUGAAUGUGGCAAAUCUUUUACACAUAACAAAGUGCUAAAAUUACACUACAGAAUUCAUACAGGAGAGAAACCUUACAAAUGUAAUGAAUGUAGCAAAUCUUUUACAAGGAACACAAACUUUAAAGUUCACUACAGAAUCCAUACUGGAGAGAAACCUUACAAAUGUAAUGAGCAUGGGAAAUCUUGUAGAAAAUCCUCAAAUCUUCAAGUUCACUACAGAAUCCAUACAGGA
Mus musculus (house mouse) is the source of this 1206-nucleotide messenger RNA. RefSeq names its product predicted gene, 44150. The transcript has 3 exons. The annotation marks the transcript as partial. The record is from RefSeq and is a predicted model, not a curated record. NCBI's taxonomy places the organism in Eukaryota, Metazoa, Chordata, Mammalia, Rodentia, Muridae.